Molecule: messenger RNA, 1778 nt
Organism: Perognathus longimembris pacificus (Pacific pocket mouse)
Lineage: Eukaryota; Metazoa; Chordata; Mammalia; Rodentia; Heteromyidae
Gene: Hmgb1
Product: high mobility group box 1
Exons: 5
Coding region: 675-1322 (215 amino acids)
Biological process (GO): regulation of transcription by RNA polymerase II
Cellular component (GO): nucleus
Molecular function (GO): DNA binding, bending
Source: RefSeq, a predicted model, not a curated record
CGGCGGCGGCGCAGGCGGGGAAGACGCGCAGCGGCCAUUCCGUGCGCCGGCCCCGGGCGUCCGCGGGCGGAGCCAGCCCCCAUUUCGAGCGGGGUUUUCUCUCCUGACAAAAUGGGGGCGGCGGCUCGGGCCUUGUGGGCGCACGUGGCGGCCGGGGACCUGCGGGGGGGCUCCCGCCGGGCGCCUCGCCCGCCCGCCCUCGGGGCUGGGAUCUCGCUCGCCUCGGCCUUCGGUCUCGGGCGUUCCCCGGCGCGGGUGGCACCCCAACUUUUUUUUAAACGAGUCCCGAAACGGCCCGGGGUGGGGAGGAAGGAGAGGCGACCCCAGUGGCUUUUGUCCCUCAUCCUUGUUUACUGGGAGAAACUUCAGACCGGACUUGUGCGGAGAACAAACCCAGCACCGGGGCCCGGGCGAGUGGAGUCCCGGCCCGGCCCCGCCGCCGCCAGCCCGCGCCCUUCUCCUCCUCCCUGCGAACUUUGCUGCCACGAGGGGACUUUUUUUUUUUGUUUAAGUAACCGGGAAAACUUUUCGACGCACGGUGGUUCUUUCUCACUUUCAUUUGGAAGACUCCGUUUAGGCGCUUCUCUAGUUACUGCAAAUACACAAAUUGGCAACCCGAGAUUUUUGGAUCUUUGAUCCUGUUGGUUAAAAAUGUCUUUGGAGAAAAACUAAACAUGGGCAAAGGAGAUCCUAAGAAGCCGAGAGGCAAAAUGUCAUCAUAUGCAUUCUUUGUGCAAACUUGCCGGGAGGAGCACAAGAAGAAGCACCCGGAUGCCUCCGUCAACUUCUCAGAGUUUUCUAAGAAGUGCUCAGAGAGGUGGAAGACCAUGUCUGCUAAAGAGAAAGGGAAAUUUGAAGACAUGGCCAAGGCGGACAAGGCUCGUUAUGAAAGAGAAAUGAAAACCUACAUCCCCCCUAAAGGGGAAACAAAAAAGAAGUUCAAGGAUCCCAACGCGCCCAAGAGGCCUCCUUCGGCCUUCUUCUUGUUCUGUUCUGAGUAUCGCCCUAAAAUCAAAGGGGAACACCCCGGCCUGUCUAUUGGUGAUGUUGCGAAAAAACUGGGAGAGAUGUGGAACAACACUGCUGCAGAUGACAAGCAGCCUUAUGAAAAGAAGGCUGCUAAGCUGAAGGAGAAAUAUGAAAAGGAUAUUGCUGCCUAUCGAGCUAAAGGAAAACCUGAUGCAGCCAAAAAGGGGGUUGUGAAGGCUGAAAAGAGCAAGAAAAAGAAGGAAGAGGAGGAAGAUGAGGAAGAUGAAGAAGAUGAGGAAGAAGAGGAAGACGAAGAGGAUGAGGAUGAAGAUGAAGAGGAUGAUGAUGAAUAAGUUGGUUCUAGCGCAGUUUUUUUCUUGUCUAUAAAGCAUUUAACCCCCCUGUACACAACUCACUCCUUUUAAAGAAAAAAAAUUGAAAUGUAAGGCUGUGUAAGAUUUGUUUUUAAACUGUACAGUGUCUUUUUUUGUAUAGUUAACACACUACCGAAUGUGUCUUUAGAUAGCCCUGUCCUGGUGGUAUUUUCAAUAGCCACUAACCUUGCCUGGUACAGUAUGGGGGUUGUAAAUUGGCAUGGAAAUUUAAAGCAGGUUCUUGUUGGUGCACAGCACAAAUUAGUUAUAUAUGGGGACGGUAGUUUUUUCAUCUUCAGUUGUCUGACGCAGCUUAUACGAAAUAAUUGUUGUUCUGUUAACUGAAUACCACUCUGUAAUUGCAAAAAAAAAAGUUGCAGCUGUUUUGUUGACAUUCUGAAUGCUUCUAAGUAAAUACAAUUUUUUUUAUUAGUA